Dromaius novaehollandiae (emu) is the source of this 29889-nucleotide messenger RNA. It is a transcript of the gene PURG, whose product is annotated as purine rich element binding protein G. Gene Ontology annotation, biological process: regulation of transcription by RNA polymerase II. The record is from RefSeq and is a predicted model, not a curated record. The coding region runs from base 356 to 1363 and encodes 335 amino acids. Gene Ontology annotation, molecular function: purine-rich negative regulatory element binding; DNA-binding transcription factor activity, RNA polymerase II-specific; RNA polymerase II transcription regulatory region sequence-specific DNA binding. The transcript is spliced from 2 exons. Lineage: Eukaryota; Metazoa; Chordata; Aves; Casuariiformes; Dromaiidae. Gene Ontology annotation, cellular component: nucleus.
CCCAUCCCUCGCCCCCCCUUCUCACUGGCCGGCCUGUCUCGCCGAGCCGCGGCAGCGGGAGGUUACCCGAGGUGACGCGCAUGCGCGGCGGGGGCGGUGGCCCUUUGGCCGCGGGGCAUUGUGGGCAGUGUAGUCCCGAGGCCAGGCGGGCCGUGCACCCUCGGGCGAGCCGGUGGCGCCCACCGCGCUGCCGCCGCCACCGCCGUCCUCGGCCGGGCGGGGUGGAGCGGGCGGCGGGGGGGGUGCGCCUGCCCGGGGCUCUGCGCGGCGGGGGGCGGCGGGGCUGCCGACUGCGGGCGGCGGCGGCGGCUGAAGGGCAACGGCGGCGAUGGGCGCUGUGGGCUGAUUGGUAAAGAUGGAAAGAGGGAGAGGAGGAGGAGGAAGGAACCUGGGAGGCUCGGGCCUGCACAGGAGCAUUUAUUCCCAGUCUCAGCAGCAGUACCACUACCCGGCCUCCUCUCAGGGGGGCUGCAUGGAGAUCCAGGAGCUGGCCUCCAAGAGGGUGGACAUCCAGAAAAAGCGAUUUUAUCUGGAUGUGAAACAGAGCUCCCGAGGCCGCUUCCUGAAGAUAGCGGAGGUCUGGAUCGGAAGAGGCCGGCAAGACAACAUCAGGAAAAGCAAGCUGACGCUCUCCUUGUCCGUGGCUGCUGAGCUGAAGGACUGUCUGGGGGACUUCAUCGAGCAUUAUGCCCACCUGGGCCUGAAGGGCGGCCAUGGCCACCGGCAGGAGCACAGCAAUGGCAAAGAGCAGCACUUGAGACGGCGGCAGCAGCCCGCUCCGCCUUCGCCUCCAGUGUCAGUGGGCUCUGAGGAGCACCCGCACAGUGUUCUCAAGACGGAGUACAUCGAGCGGGACAACAGGAAGUAUUACCUGGAUUUGAAGGAGAAUCAGCGGGGGCGCUUCUUACGCAUUAGGCAAACGAUGAGUCGAGGACCUGGCAUGAUCGGCUAUUUCGGCCACAGUUUGGGGCAGGAACAGACUAUUGUCCUUCCGGCGCAAGGGAUGAUUGAGUUCAGGGAUGCUUUGGUCCAGCUGAUUGAAGAGUAUGGCGAAGGGGAUGUAGAGGACCGCCGAGGUGGAGGCGAUGAGCCCCCAGAGCUCCCUGAGGGCACCUCCUUCCGAGUGGACAACAAGCGGUUCUACUUUGAUGUGGGAUCCAACAGGUAUGGCAUUUUUCUGAAGGUAAGUGAGGUGAGGCCACCGUACCGUAACACCAUCACUGUUCCGUACAAAGCGUGGACAAGGUUUGGGGAGAAUUUUAUCAAGUAUGAAGAAGAGAUGAGGAGGAUUUACAACAGCCAUAAAGAAAAAAGAAUGGAUGUCAGAGGGGACAGUGGUGAAGAGCAAGAGGGUCUCGAAUAGAGUGCAUUGAACUGGCCGUCUGGCAAAAAAAAAAAAAAAAGGGAAAAAAAGCAGAAAUUGGUGAGAGGGACUGAUAUAAAGUAAUUUGAAGUUGCCCCUUUUUUUUGUAAAAAUCCUUUUUGGGUAGUUGUUACUAACUCCAAUACAUAAUGUUGCAGGAGUCUGGUUAUCAUGUUAAAUUACACUCAAAACAUCUCUCUAUUUCUUAUGAAAUACCAACCUCCCAAGUCUGUAUGAGUCAGCUGCUUCAAGUAUGGAAGACUGUGGAAGUAUGCAUAUCAGCACAAAAAAAAAUUCAACAUUCUAACCUUUAAAUAGUCUAGAUAAGACUUGUGUUGCACUUCAGUGCAAUACAAAAACCUCAUGCUAAAAUAUAUUGGUUUCUGCUUAUGACAGAUUUUCUGGAAAUGAAUUCUGUCUGUGCUCAGUCGAAAGGCUGGGAAACUUAGCCAUAGGGCACUUACUAAAAUAGGCAACUUCAUAUUAACUGCUCAUACAUGUAUGAGGAGAGGUGGACGUUUUGAAAUUGGUGCCUGCUGGUUACUGAAUUUGAAACAAUAUUCUGUAUGGGUAAAAUCUUGAUAACUGGUCAGACCUUUAUAAUGCACUGGUAAAGGGUGGAAGACUUGUUAUUUAAUCGUGCAGUUUUAUGCUGACCAAAAUAACCUGAGUAUCCUGGGAUUGCAAAGCUGUGCUUGAGUUCUAAACCUUCUGAAUUAAUGGCAAUGAAUACUAAUCCAUUCUUCAUCUACGUGUUCUGCCCUUGCAAGGCUGAUGAUUUUUUUUAAUGCAUUUCUCAAAAUUUCAGAAGAUAUUUUUAUAGUAGGUGUGUUAUGGGUUCCAGCAAGUGGCUGUGAAGCAGGUGUCGAAUGAUUGCUGUUACUGAGAUUCCAGGGUUCUCUCCCAAACAGGAGAUUAAUGCAGUUGCGAUGUUAAAAGUGUGAGGAAAGCAUCUGGGCAUUUUUCUCCUCCUUCUGUUAGAAAGACCUUUGGGGGGUUUGGUGCACCAUUUGAUUCGCAUAAAAAUGCAUCUCGAUCAUAUUUAUCUGGAGUAUGUUUUCAAUGCCAUGAUUAAAGCUGUAUCAGGUUUUCUGUCAAGUUGAUUUUACAGAUGUUGUUAUUACAAGGUAAUAUCCAUGUCCUACCAUCGGCUCCUUCCCACCCUGUCAAAGCUGAGGCUAUAAUCACGCGAGCUGAUACCUGAUUGCCUACUAGUAGGACUGUAAAGUCCCACUGAAAACUAUCAGUCUCUGUAACAUCAGUUUUACAGGUAUCCCCUCUUGCAGUAUAAAUCCUCUGCCUGGAGGGAAAAAUGUGUGGAAUUACCUGUUCAGGAGGCUUGAAGAAGGUUUUUCAAAAUUCUUUGGCAUUUCUCCAAAGAUAAAUAUGUAUCAUUUAAGGGACUUUCUUGGCCACUGGGGGACCAGUUCUCUUCCUUCUGAAAUCAAUGGGAGUAUGACUGAGCUCCAGAUACUUUAAGUAACGUGUUGCCUACUAUUAAGAUUUUUUUUUAAGUAUGCAUUAGUGUAUUGAAUCAGAUAUUUAUAACCAUGUGAAUUGUUUUUUACAGAGUGGCCUCGUGUGCAUGUGGACCAGCUACUUUCUGAUCCAACCAUUACAUGUUCUCUCUAAUCUGUUUAGAAACAAAUUUACCUGAAACCAAACCAUACUUCACUCUUAGUUUGAACCCACCUGCACGCUACAUGGCCACAUGAAAUCCAAAUGCUAUUUUCUGUUAUGUCAUUAACCAUAACAAGAAAGGUUGGGUAUGCGGGGGUGGGAACUAAGAGAAUAAUCUGGACUUAAGUUUGGAUUCUAAAAGUAGUCAAUUUGUUUUAACAAAAAAAAAAAAAAGAAAAAAGAAAAAAAAUAUAAGCUUGCACCAAAGUCACCAAAGAACCUUUAGGAAAAAUGUUACGGUUGUGACAGGAAGUAAGAAAGUUAAUUUCACUGUUUUAGGUGAUAUCCCCUUUAUGUAAAAUCACAUACAGCAGUUACUGCAAACAAGGAUUUGGCUUAAUGUCAAAACUACCAUCCUUUUACGUGUAGAUUGUUCUUUCAGGUACUUUUUAAACGAUAUCAGAGGUUUCUCAUUCCACCACUUGAACUGCUAGUGGACCGUGAUGGAUCAGCUGGAGGUUAUAUGGGUCCUGGUUCAUUUUGGCUUUUAGGGCUUUGGUCCCAAUGUUUUUAGCAAGUCAAAAAUGAUAUUAAAAUAAAUUGGUAUCAUAUUGUUGGUAUGAAACCAGAGUUUAGCGAAUGAUUUGUUGAUGCAUAAGUUAGCAUAUCGCUGACUGCUGCUGCCCAUCAUAGUGCCUGGAGCAAAGAGUAACUUAGCAGAGAUACCAACCAAUGGGAGCUAUGAAUGUACAAACUUUUAACGCGUGCUUUCCCUUUCACGUUCCUAUGUGGCAUUCCUCCCCUAUAAACUUGACAUCUUCCAGUCAAAGCUAAAUGUUUGCCUCAGUGAAUAGUAAAAGCUCCUAUGUUGGAAUUUGCCUAAGUUACGCAUAUGUUGUGAGUGAUCAUGCAUUCCAUGUGUUCCUGUAGAGUUAGUGAAGAAAAUAUUUGCUACAUGCAAGGUGAUUAAAAAGGUAUCUUUUCUUCACAGAUUUAAAAAAAAAAAAAAAAGAUGCAAAAUGGCUUUCACUAUUGCUAUCCGCUUGCCAUUUUGACUAAUGGGUAACUAAAUGCAAUCUGGCUGCAUCUUAGUUAAACUGAGAUCAGCAUCUGCUUAAACCAUUUUUUAAAAAUUCUUUUACUGUGUUCAUUAAUUGGCCUUCUAAUUGCAUUAGGUUAUUGUAAAUAUGGCCCAGGAAAUCAGCAUCUGCUGGCUACUGGGUAGGGCUCAAUUCUGGUCUGCAGGAUUAACUAAUGCAUUUACUCUCCCCAAGCAGGUUGCACCUUAGUAUCUGAAACUGGAUCGAGAUCUUCAAGUUAAUACCAAUGGGUAAACUGCAAGUGAACGGGUUUCCACAGAAACGUAAAGCACUGAUGUUUGCAAAUGUUGUCAUUUGAGGAUAAUAACAGACUAACUCAAAAUGUAGCAAUGCAAGAUUAUAAUGGUUAGAUUUGGAAACGGGUUCCUCAUUAUUUUUGGCAGUGCGUUUUCAACUUUUGAGGGCAGCAAUAAUGUAGGCUGCUUGUGAGCAGAAGGGCCCAGUGCAAUGCUUAGGAAUGCUGAAUUCCUAAUGCAUUUUAAAUUUUCAUUCGUUCUGCCCUAAAACUGCCAUGUCCCUUAAACUUGAGAAAACACAAGCUUAUUUGCACUAGAAAGAACGGCCAAAAACAAUUCUAGGACAGGGUGAAGAGCACCAUUCUGAACCUCUUUUUCUCAUGAGAGAAUUUCAUAUUUAAGCCCUCACCUCUGUUGCAAAAUUGUAUGGUCCAGGCAGAAAGUCUGUCAGUUCAAUAAUAAAAUCAUAAUGCACUUUAUAUUGUGUAAAUAAUAGGAGCACAUUUCUGCUACUGGUCUGGUAGGGGGUGCUUCGGUAAUGUAGUCUAAGAAAGAAGUUGUCUCCUGCAUGCACAUGUCUGUUAGAGAUCUAUUGUUGCUUGAUCCAGUUCCAUUCAUACGUUAGAGAAGGACAGGCACUGUAUUAAAAUCCAACCAGAUCACCAAGAGUCUGGUUUUUAUUUUGAAUUUUCAGAGCUGCUGAGCGUCCACAGCUCUGGACAGCCUUCACUGUCAUUGUGGAUUCUCAGGAAUUCUGUACAUCGGGCCCUGAAUGUUUAUGUUGAGAUUUAAGCAUAUGCUUUUUACCUGUGAUCUUGACAAAGCUGAGUUCAGUCACUCUGUGCUACUUGGCUUUCUCUGCUGUUGGCACAGAAGCUCUCGCAGGCCCUGGGAAGUUCAUUGCGGGUGCAAGGGACUACGUGGGCUUCUCUUGCAUUGCAAGGCAACAGUCGGUGUUGACUCCAGCCCAUUUAGCGUAAACUUGCUUUCAUGCUAAAGUACUAUUACAGUAGAGCGCUCGGGAAGAGUCGGAAAGCUUUCUGCACUGGUGCAGCAAGGCUCACCCACAGGAGGUCCCAAAACCGGUGACCGUGUAGACUGUCCCACUUGACAAAAUGCAAAAAAAGGUGACAAAACCUUGCAGAGAGGUCCAGCCCGGGCCCUGCUGAAGCCCUGGCCUUGCUCUGACGCCAGAGAGGGGCUUGCUUUCAAGCAGCGAAAGGUAAAAACACUGACCCAUAGCCUGGGUGCAUAUUUCGGAUACAUCUCCAUGAUGCUUGUGGUGUACUUUACCUAGAAAGAAGCUGCGGUGGUAUUGGUAAUCUGCUCUUUGUCAUAAAUGUUUUAUAUAUAUUCAAUAUAUAAAAAUUCAUAUUUACAUAUAGGCAUUAAUAUAUUUAUGUGUGUGCAUAUCGUACCCUGUAGUAGCUCAUAGCGAAAUAAUCUAUUUAUCUAAAGAACACAGUCUAAAGAUGGGGUGUAAAAGGCAGUUUCUCCUACUACGAGUUUGGAUAAACACGUUAUUUCACUGAGAGCUGUUCGCAUGGUGCUUAUCAUGGCCAUUUUAAGAUUUCUGCUUUUGAGUGCUUUCAUCUGGUUUUCAGUGAAGGUGCAAGGGAAAAAUAGCUGAAAAAAGGAAAAUCACAUACUUUGAGGCACUGUUCGGUUGAAGCAAGAGCUGUGCUUAACUGACAGCUGCAUGUACUGCAGGCCGCAUUUUAAAAUCCCCUAACUCUGCAGACCUUUAGUACAAUGUUCAUAAAAUCCCAAACAUGCCGUUAAUGUUACAAAACUAGCCUUUAUGUAAAAAACCAGGCAAUUACCAAAAUCAGUGUUGGCAUACUUUUUUUCUGCUACAGACAUCUUAGUCUGAUGAUUGCAUCAUUUUUCUUCCGUGGCCUAUUUGAGUGACCUAAACUCAUGGGGCAGAGAGUUGGUAGCAGUUUGGAAGCCUACUGCUCAGUGGACUUACAGCCCUUUUAUGCAAAAGUGUAGUAAUUUUUAUAGCAGAGAAAGGUUUAUUAUUGUGUGUUUUUAUUGUGGAGAUCUUGCACCUUCUGGAAAAUGAAGUAAUAAGCAGAUUUUAGCUCCAUUGCAUUCAUACCUUUUUGCUGUUCGUACCGUACAUAUGUAUGUAUAAUUUAUACAAUAAUUCUUAAAGAAGAGUAUAUCUUCCAUUUAAUUUUCUAUGCUGUUUCCUCCAAAAUUAAAAUGGCCUUUAUUUUUAAUUACUUAUUUGUCGUGGUAUUUAAAAUUCACCUUUCCCCUCCUGCCACUCCAUUCCCUUUUUAUCCAAAUAAGAGUGAAAAUAGGGACUACACUUAACAUAUCAUAACAUAUCAUAAACUACUUCCAUUUUAGUCCUCUUCAUGGAUGAAUUCAGCAGAAAUCUUGGAAAGAUCACAAUAACACAGCUAAGGAUUUAGCAGUUUGUGUGGAUGUAUAUGUAAUAAUGAAUACGUCCAAUAUCUUGACAAACAUUCCCAUUUGCAAACACAAGUGAAGUUGUAGUCCAACAGGCUUUGCUGAAAUAAAUAAUAUUAUUGGAGUUAAUCCUAGCGACAUGAACACUUAGAUUGCAGCGCAAAGCCAGUCCGAUGUAUCUCGUGCUGCUUUACAUCCAAAUUUUCCCAGAUAUGCUGUCUUUUUUUUCCCCCAUAGGUUUUGUGCAUGUGGGAGAGAAAAGAGAGUGUGGCCAUUCCAUGAGAUUUCCAAGUAGGAGCUGUCUGACAUUAGGAAGCUCAGACACAUGGCUUGUGCGCCCCGUCCCAUCUGAGAUUUCCCCCGGGGGAAUGUGCGAGCCUGAAACAUUUCGAUAAUUCCUCUGUAGGCUCCGACCUUAGGCCUCAUCCUGCUGGGUGGGCACUUUGGCAACAGAUUUAAGCCAGUCUCCUUUAUGAGUGGAUGCCGCAGUAUCCACAAGUUAUUUCUCAGUUGUUUUUCCAUAGGUAUGCCUAUAGGGCAUAUUCUCUGUUCAGCGAUGGCUGUAUGUUAUUUAUAAUAUUAAUGCUAUCUGUAGUAGUCUCUUCGGUUGACCCCAUUGUUCUUUUGUUUUUGUCUGGAGUCAUUAAAAUUUCUUUGCUUAAUUGCAAAAACAAAAACAAGCAAGUUUGAGUAUCUGGAGAAACCUAAGAUUUAUCUGUAACACUUUUUUGUUCUUUAUAGUUGUGAAACUAGGGUUUUGUGAACUUUCUUCGUUUCCCUCUACAUCCUAAGUGCUUGUAGUUUGUUAUCUCUUAAUCUGUCAGUGCUAUGAAAUCAUAGCUGCCGAUGUUGUUUAUAGUAACUGUCUUGCCUCAAAACAGCUGAAUUCUUUAGUGAUCACAGGAAAAAGCCCCUGCCAUGGGACAAGGUGCUUCUGGACUCAGGCAUUUUGAAAAAGUUAAAGCCAGAUCUUUUACCACUGUAUCUCUUGAAAGUGUGCAGAAGAUUUAAUAGGCUGACACCAAUUUUUAGUAAGUCAUUUUGGUGCUAGCAGCUGUCAUUGUAAUAGAAUUGUUCUUCCUAAUAUUUUGUCACACCCAUGUUCAGUUCCCCACCUGUAUCACCAUAAAGACAACAAUAUUUAUUAAAUCUAAAUUCAAAAACUCCCCAGAGAGCAGUCUGUUCUGUGAUAGGUAUAGCUAACUUGAAUGGUUUGCAUGUAAAUUGAACAUAGCUGUAGUGGCAUGCAAGACAAAACACAAACAGUAGUGUAGCCAAAAUAGUGUGUUUUCAGUGAAAUUCCAGCUGAUGAAAUGUGGCAGAUGAACAAAUUGUAAGGUAGCUUUUCUUUGUGAUGCUGAAAAGCAUACCAAAAGCAGCUGUUUGGCCAGAUUUCAGUGGGGCGGUUUUUCCCUCUGACUCUUCGAGCAAUUCACAGUCCAAGUGACACAUCUGUUUCACAGGCCCAGCACAGUUCUUCCACGCCUGGCUGGAGAAGCUCGUCAGCCACAGCUACUAAUAAUAACAAAAGUACUUUCUUGUCUGGCUACACAUCAUGUUUGUGUUCUUCCGUAGAGAAAUACUAUUUUCUUUUUUUUAAGUAAAUGAAAGUCAUAGAUGUCAUAGUCAAAGAUAGCAUAAAAAUUGGUUUUCCAAAAAUAUCAGGUUUUAGCACUUUGGUAUGAUUUUGGCUUUUCUGCAGUUAGUGCAAUUGGAUUGUUCCUUCCAUGUGCUGAGGCAUCAUUUUAAACAUAAACCCCAAGCCUCAUGGGUCUUUUAUUUAUGUUAAAUUCUGGACCUUUAUACACUGGAUUUCUUUUCUGGCCUUUUCCUGCUUCUUGUAUGUGUUUUGUGUUUGUGUUGUACGCAGAGGUCCUGGCCUGGGGCACUCACUGGGGUGUCUGGGCACCACUCUGAUAAGACUGUCAUUAAUGACACUCCGAUUUCCCUUCCUCUUUGACAGGCUACCUCUAAACACUUAAAGUGGCAAAUGGGAAUUGCUAACUCUUUAGAAAGUAGCCACUUUAAACUCUUUGCAGAAACAUACUCUGUCUUUUAGACAUCUCAGACCUACCCUAUACACUAGUAGUCAACAGGGAAGGAUAACAGCUCCUGGGUGUUAGUUCUUGGUUAGAAAUACUGCCAGUUAGAUUGGUUCCUUAAUCCAUGUGGAGCAAAUUUGUCCUGUAGGCAGAAAGACUUUGUGUCUAGGUGUUUAUUAAUCUUGGUAAUUUACUAUAGGUGGAUUAAUUUGAGAAAAAUAUCACUCUUCAUGUCAGUUGAUUGAGGGCAGCUAAGGCUUUCUGCCCAACCUCACUAAGCACAGUGCUGAUAUAACAUGUAUGAAUUUAUAUAUGUAAGCACACAAAUUAGCAUAGAGGGGAGAGAGAAAUAUUUUAUAUAUAUAUAAAAAUAAAUAUAUAUACACAGGUAUAUAUGUAUGUAUAUAUAUAUAAAAUAGUAAUCUUUUUCCUGUUUCCAAUAGGUCCUUCACUUUGGAUACUUAAAUUUUUAAAUGUUGUCUUUUCCAUUUUCUACAUCAGAUAUGUCCAACGUGCAAUAUGAGCAGGGAGACAGAUCUCAUAAGCAAUAUCAGCCGAGUCUGCUAUUAAUGCUAAACCUUUACAAGUUAGUUCAAUAGACUCUCCAUCUGAAAAUGGCAGAGAGGCUGCAGGGUAAAGGCACGGGUUAAUCCCUGGCUCCUGUGGGUAUCCUCAUCUGGUCAUAUUUUUAGCGCACGCUGUUGGCAAGGCACAGCAGGGGAGUAAGAGCAGAGCGAAGUGCUUCCCUCUGAGGCAGAGGAAGGGAAAGGGAGCGGGGGGGAGAGAGCAGCAAGGGCACGACUCCUGCGCCGGGGAGCUGCGGGGCAUGGCAACUGGUGUCUGUGAUGCCAGGAAUCCGUGGUGCCAUUAGUACUGGAAGGUGUUUGCCCGCAGAACGGGGCAGAGCACCCGAAUCCCAACCCCCCUUGCGGGGACCAGGUGCGGGUCUCCUGCUGCUUUGGGGCAAGUGUGUCCAGCAGUAGUGCACUGCUGCUGGGUGGUCGGCCAGUCCGAGAUUCUGCAGUCCUGUGGGCCUGAAGCAUUUAGUCUUGCCAAGUCAGGGCAAUCAGGGCCAAGUCUAUGCACAUGAUGGAAAUACUGCUUUUCACUUUGCUUUUCGCAAGACUCAAGUAACUUCAUGUUUACUUUGCUAGAGGAGACUUAGGCUUGCACAGGGUACGUGUGGUAGCUUACGGGAGCAUACAAGAGUUGGUUGCCUGCUGAGUUUGCUCAUGCAUCUUGAUUUAUGCAUGGUUUUGUGUGUUUUUCACAGGAGCCUUGCUCCACUUGCUGUUUUGCCUGCCUAAUGCUCCAGGAACUGUUUGGGACUAUGUAAUGGAGGACAACAUUAUCUGUAGAUGUAAUGUAGACAUUAUCUGUAGGGCGGCUGCUCUUUUUCUGUUGCAGAAGAGGAAAGGUGUGGCAAAAGCUGGAGGGGAUUAGAGGGAAAUGGCCCCUAGUGAAAGCAGCUUUCAAGAAACAAAUUCUGUGCCUGGCUUUGCAAAAGGGUUUGUGUCAUUGUUAACAAGACACUUUGCAGAUGAUCGCCCCAUGUAUAGCCUGAUUUUUUUUCUGGACACCAGUGUUGGUACUCCAAAGAAGUGAUCAGUGUUAAUGGCUGUUGAAAACUGUGCUUUCAAAAAGCAAAGUGCUGUAUAAUUGCAAGUACUGUGGAAAAUCUGUCGGCAUCUCAAGCCAGGCCCUCCUGAUAAUGGAGACUGCAUAAUUUUGCCUUUAUUCUGCCUGUGCCUAUGUUCCCUGCUGAUCAGAUGGGGCAACUGAUACUUCCCUACCUCAAAGGGGUAUGAUAAAGAUAAGUUCAUUUGGGUUUGGAGUUUGAGAGAUGAUCUGGUACUGAUCAAUACUGAUAACCUCCAAAAGCAAAGCAAGAAGAAUUUCAGUGAGGAACAUACUGAGUAGAUAUUCAUGCAGUGUUUGGAAGGUAGACAUAGAAUAAGCUUGCACUGUGCACAAGAUGGUGAAUGAAAAAGAAACCUGUAUGCUGGAGAAGGGAAAAUUGUAAGAGAUAGUGUAAUUAAACUCUCUAUGCAUAUGUCCAAAGGUCGGAAUUAAGGUUACUCAGACAGUCCUUAAUUCUGGCACUUCCUGACUUGAUUGCUUGGUUUUACAGCUUUUUUUUCUCCGCUGUUUUGUAUGAAACUACACUGGCAUGUUGUCUUCUCGCAAAAAAAUGCUGGGUCGUUAAACAGUUUUGAUUUGCUGGUGUUGAGCAGAGCCUCUCCUUUGCCUCAGACUUCCCUUGUCUUCCACAAGACCAUGAGAAGUCCAAGGACAAGGAGGAUGAGAGGAUGUUUUAUAUGAUGUAUUAAAAUAGUGCUGGCAGGGCUGUCAGCUGUGUUCCCCCAUACAAAGGUCAGACUGGCUAAGCCAGACCAUUCCUCACCCUGGUUUCCAACCCAGCUGGCACUCAGCAGUCUGCAAAAAGUUAAAAGAAAGUAAUUCAGUUGACACUAAACUUAAAUUUGCUAUCUGAUGGUCCUUACCUAUAAUAGUAUAUUUCAGGGUCUACACAGCAAAGACCAUCUAUAUGACAAUUGGUCAAAUCAGCUUUUCAAGAUCUCCAGUGAUGGAUAUUCAGAGCCUACUAUAGAUAAUUUUCCUCCUAUCGAACCCAUAUUUCGCUUGCUACCAUCUAAGUCUGUUGCUUUUAGUCUUUCGGGCAUGUUCUGUGAGAGGAGAUCUGGAAACAGGUUGUUGCCUUCCUUGUUGCAGCGUUUUUACAUAAUUGAAGACUGUAGUCAAGUCUCUCCUGCAUCCUUUCCUAAACAAAUACAAAGCCUUCCACCAAGGGUAGUUUUUAGCCCUCAUCUAGUUCUUGUUGCUUAAUCUGCACUCUUUCCGAUCAGUCCAUCUCUUUCUUGAAUCCAAAACUGGGAGAAGUACCUUCACUGCCAUCUUACCAGCUUUGAGCAGAAGGACUGCAAACACUACAAGGGCUUGUACACCCAAAAUGCUGGGUUUUUGUGACAGCACCUUGUUGACUCAUGCACAGUUUGUAACUGUGUCUUCCCAGGUCUUUUUGGUAGAACUGCUACCAAAACAGGCAUUUCUCACUCCAUAUCCAUACAGAGGCUUUUAUUCAGCUUUAGCACAGAAGCUUGCAUUUAUCCUGAGCGAGUUGCAGCUUAUCAUUUUCCAGAUAGAUCUUGACAAGCUCAAGAAACAAUCUCAGUUCUAAUCCCACCCCUCUCUGUGCUUCCAGUCCUGCCCAGGUAUGUGCCAUCGGCAAGGUAAAUCAUUCUUACCCAUUAUCAAAUCAUUGGGUCAGACAGGGAAGAGUGCAGCACCCAGGGCAGACCUCUUCAGCACCUCGCUUGAUGCAUCCUACCAGAUCAACUGUGAUACUAAUUAAAAAGACUAAUUACAGAAAUCAUAACCACUUUCUCUGUGAGGCUGUGAUUUUUUCCAACUGCUGGCUUUUGGUUUUCCCUGCUUUUCCCAAGUAGGCCAUACAGAAAUACUAUAGAAUACUAUAAAAAUACCACAGUACAAAUUUUACACAAAACUUUGUGAUAUACAUCUUUUUUGUAAGGCAGCAGAACACAGUCUAACAUUUAUGCCUCUGCUUAUCUCUAAAUAGGACAUAGAAGAAUAGCCCAUCAACAGGCAUUCUCAUAAAUAUUAAAGUUUUUUUAUUGACAUUCCCUCCACCAUCUUCACAAUAUUUAUGAUUUAUAUGGAUUGUUUCAGAGGUCAUGCCCUUGCUAUCUGUAGGCUCUCCUUUUUAGGCAUCCACAGUCUUGGGUUAACCAUGAGUGUCUGAUGUGGAGAAAAAAUGUGUUACUGUAAAUUAGCCUUUCCAAAUCCUGGUAAGGUAGAAACUGGCCAUGAUCUAACUGGCAAAAGAAAUGAUAUUGGAUGAACUAUGAUGUUCAAGGUGUGAGAGUUUCCUGUAGUAUAAACAGGAUAUCUGUUUAAGCACAAACAUAAAGAAUGCAUCUAGUGAUCAUGUAAGCCCCAUGUGUCAAUUUAUUUUGAAGUAUAGGUUUUCCCUUGUAUCCCCAAAUCUUCAAGGAUUGUUACAUCAAGAUAUAAAAAUUAUUUUCAUCAUGCAGUAAUUUAAAUAGUCAAUGAAAAUACUUGCAUGAACUUUAUUAGUGCUAAUUAUGUUUUUGUCUAAAUUGGCAUUCAUCUGUGCUCUUUCUGCCACCUUUUUUCCUCUCCUGCCAUCUCCAUUUGUGUUUGCAUUGUCUUUCCCUCCUCAUGUUACUUCUGUGUCUUUGAUUUUUGGUGGCAUCAUUUCUGCAUUGCUCCCAGUUGUUUCAUACAAGUUGGGAUCUUGAAGUAAAACUGGACGGCUCUCAGAUUUCAGUUUUCUGAUGGAGAAGGUAUGACUGUCAGUUUUCUAGUUUUUUGCCUGUCAAGAGUUUUUAAAACCUCGCUACAAGUCAUCUUAUGUUCUCAAGAAUGACAGUCUGCAACUAUUUUAAAUAGGGAAUGGAAACACAUUGUUCUUAGUGGGUAAAAUCCUGGCUUUUUGGAAGUCAGCAAGACUCUAAACGUUGAUGUUCACUCACAUCUUCUACCUGAGCUGUUCCUGCUUCCUCCAGAUAAGUUUUAGGCACAUCUUGUUAUUUCCUGGAUGGGGAGCUACAUGUUACACUGUAUAGUGAGUGUUUCGCAUAUCAUGUCAUAACAUAGCUGUAUCACCACCUCUUUCCAAGCUGUGCUGCAAGCAGUGCCCAUCCAGUGAUGCGAGGUAACUGACUGAAGAGCUCUCAGUUUGUGUUUUUUUUCCAAGUCUCAGAAGCUUCAGCUGUGUGGAAAGUUAAUUGGAUUUUCCUUAGUAACAUUUUUAUUGCAAGGUGAUCCAACAGUUUUGUGUAGAUAUAACUAUAAAGAAGUUCCUUCUAUUCUAUGCAGGUUCUCACCUGGCUCUAAUCACUUGACAUAUAUAUCUGAGCGCCUUCCAGAAGUGCGGUUAAACGUAUGACUGACAUCUGUCACACAGCAGGUGUUCUUUCUUUCAUUCUCUUCCUAGGGGGAAUACUGAAUCUGCCAGUGUAGUCCUGGUAUUUUUAACAUAAAUUAAUUAUCCAUGCUGUUCGCCAUUAAUGUCAUGAAGGGUGAGCUGCAGCACAAUUCGUGCAAGCAGUGGCAGACCCCGAUGACUUCCCAUCACAGGAGCAGACCAGAUGGCUGGUUCCUAGGUGGCCACAUUUGGCUUUGGCACUCAAGGCUUUCACUAUGGAGAGAUUUCCUGCUGAAACUUGAACCAGCUCAAAACUAUGGGAGAGGGCAGUUUGGGGGGUUGUUCACAUGAUGAUACUUUAGAUAUCUGAUGUGAGUGCCCCCAGUCACCUUUCCAAGGCACCUAAAUCAUAUGUGCUUAAUCAGCCUUUCUCAGUAGCCCCCAAAGUCUCCAUAAGACUGACGUGGUUUACUAGAAAUAGCUUUGGCAGCUGGGCUCUGCCCAAUUCUUCCCUGCGUUCGGUGUCCCGGGCUCAGCGAAGCCUGAGGUCUCUCUCUAAACAGUUACUACCUGAUGUAAAAAAAUCAUCUCUUCUCCCGAAAGCUUAGAGGGGAGGUAUAAGGCCAGAGGCAGCACAGAGGCUCGGAUGAAGGGGAAGUAAUAAAGCAGGACUGGCUUGCAGGUUGGGCUGUGGUCUCGGCAUGUGCCACAGGCUAGUGCUGAAUCUUUUGCAGUAUUUUUGUUUUGUUUUAUUAAUGAGGGACUUGAAGGAGAACAGUUUUGUGGCUGGUUUUGGAGACUCCUCCCAAGCAUGAGGAACAGUUCUCUGAAAAAGGUAGUACCAACAAGCAGGGUUUGGCACAUUAGUCUGCUCAGAAGUGGGAAACAGCCUGUUGCUGUCAAAUGGGAGAAGGUACAGGAUGGGAAUUAGGAAGGACUUGAAAAUGAAGAUUAGUGACUUUCGAUGUGCCAGAGGAAGCUUUUUCUUCUGAUUGUCACGACAGUCAAGGCACCCAAAGAUCAACUUUGAGCAGUUUCCAAUGGCGUGACGCCAUUUUCAGAUAACAGGUCUGGGCAGAGCCCCCCUCCGCCAGCUAAUUUCUUUGGACCGUAACCUCCUCACAGUUGUUGCUGCCCACUGCACUCACACUGCCCCUAGCCCAGGAUCAGAAACAGCAGCCCAAGGCAUCUCCUCUGGGCUACAGUCGGACAGCAUCACCUGUCUCAAACCCUCAGUGCAAGCUCAUCUCUCAUCCACAGAGCUUCAUAGCAUCCUUUAAGAGAAAAUGGUGUUGACAGGAGCUGGCCUUUUUAAGAGAAUGUGUUUUUCUUCCAGGAGUGCUAAUCUCAAAGGCUAAAGGAAGCACUCACUGUUGGGUCCCAUUCUCCAUUUCAUGUGUCUGAGGAUAACAGUGCUGGCAUUUCAAAAAUGCCUCAGAGAGCAGAAUUUAUUGUGUUUUCUGAGUCUAGUACUCCCUGAGAAAGUUUUUUAUAAAUGUAGUCUAAAAAAUGAUCCAGCCUUAUUCAUUCCUGAAAUUUCACAGAUUGUUUCCAAUAUGUUUUUCCAUAAAGUCAGAGUAUCUUCUAAAUUUUGCUGACAUUCUUUUAUAAGACCUUAAUAUUGCAAACCAGCUCUAACAGGUUAGGCAGAUGGCAUCUUGUCAUUUACUUUUUAAUCUACACUCACGUCAAAUAAAUUUGCAGUCACGUCUGUUCCUCUUGGCCUGGUCUUUAUCGAUAGUUUUUUGAGUCCUGCAAGGUACAGCAAUAUCAUUUUGUCCCCCAAUUUUCAUGAGGCCUGAAGUAAUUUUCAAGUCACAUGCUCGUGUUAUUUCAUCAAGAGCACAAUAAGCAGGAAGCUUUUAAAAUUGCAGAUUGCAGCUCAUAGUCGAGACUUACAUUGUCAUGUAAAAAGAGAAAAAUCAUUUCAACCGAGCGUACAGCAAAUGCCAUAUCAGAAUACUUAGCAGAAGUUGUGCUGUGUUACAGUGUGUAAGGAUUCAUGCGUGAACAUGAAAAUAAUCUGUAAAAAGGGCUUGAAAUAAUUCCUAGGCUUCCACUUGUCCUUUCAUCCGCCUGCCAGGAAGGAUGUCCUGAGGUCCUAGGGCCCGGUUUCUCUGGGCAUCCAAACCCCAAGCUGUCCUGAUGGGUACAUGGAGGGCACCAGCUUUUGUAGCACAGCUCUGGGCCCUUUUCUUUAUCUUCCAGACAUGAGUUAAUUGCAGGUCAGUUCCUGCACCACUAAUUCUGGACGUGGGGCAAAAAAAGGACAUACCUUUCUGAGAGACAUGCUUUCCUCCAGUCCUCUUCAGGCUUUGGGGAUGUUCCUCCUUCCUAUAGGUCCAGGGCUUCGCUGUCUUUUCUGGGUUCUCAUAUAGCCUGUAGUUACCUUCCGUCCCUCAUAUUUCCAUUGCUCUCUGUUCUCAAGAAACAGCUGAGUAAAACUGCACUUAUCCCCAUAAAGAAUUAUGGUCUCAUUUUCAUGUUACUGCUGGAUGCAGUUUGUCCACAAGACAGCAGAAGCACAGAGCUAGUGUUUCAGAUUCAGAACAGCGGUGCCGCCUCCAUUCAUAUCUUGGGAGGUGUUUUUGUUUUUGGAAAUGCUCAGGUUUCAGUUCUUCAGAAGAUGACAAUCUAGCCCCUUGCUCUGCUAGCCGGAAGAUCUAGCCGGUGGCCAGGGGCUACCAUAGAAAUAAAUUCUGCAGCAUUAUGUAAAAAUCUUAGUAGUAAAAUUAUAGAUUGUUGCCGUAAAAAUACACAGAAGCAACCAUUUACAGUUUCUGUGUAUCAAAUGAAACUCAGUGUGCAGUGAGCAGACGUAUUUCUGUGUGUGAUGCAUCCACAGUGGUUCCUUUUUUUCCUUCCAGAUUUGUGAGUACCACCAAGAUUUUCAUAGCAAUGAUCAGAACAGAUAUUUGCAGCAGAACUGAACUGCCUCUGAGGACAGUCUGUUUGGUGAGGUGCCAGUAAACUCCAGGAAGAGUUUGAAAACUGCCGGCGCUCAGCUGCUGCCAAUUUUAGAACAGCUUUUCCCAGGCACGGGCUGCAGUAGGGCUGAGCUGCCAGAGUCCUGGCAAAAGUGUGGCUUGGGUUCUGUGAAGUUACUUGUGUAUGGAUAGGGACUCCACUGGAAAAAACUCUGAAGGGCUGUUUGAAGGCAUGUAUAUGGCAUUGUCUGCCACAGUAUUAUGCCUGAAAUAUCCUACCUUCGUAGUCUUUGGUAAAUUUGUACUAUUAGAUUCUUUAAGAGCUCAUACCUCCAUUAAUGAAUGCUUACCGUGUGCUGGAUUUGAAACACAUUUCAAAGCAGACCGAGGUCGUGUACAGCAGCAAACUGAUGAAGAAGUCUUAAUUUAGUUCACUGUAUUAGUCCGUAUCCUGUAUCCUAAAACUUAGUUAAGAUACGCUGCUUGCUUUUCUUCUCUCUUCGCCUUUUGCAGUGGGUGCAGGGUUAUCCUAGUUCGCUAUUUAGACCGGGCACUGCUUCCAAGCAGUUGCAUGCUUCUUGUGUUCAUUCUUGAUUGCAUAUGCAAUUGCCACAAAACUUCUUCCCUUUGAAUUUCUUCCAAACCUUAUACUUGCUGUGAUAAUCAAUAUCAACAUAAUAGACGCAGCAGUGCUCAGCACCCUCGCAUGGUUUAAUUGUACGUGUUGCGUGGCCCAGAUUGCAGGUGAUCAUUUUGUCCACCUAUCUGGAAAAUAGAGACGUACAUGGGAUGGACAGACAAUACACAUGACAACACAGCUUAGGAUACCCAAACUGCAAUGAAAAAGCACUUUCUUUUCUCAGAGACCUGGUGGCGGGAGGGUUGCUAGGGCUGACUGUCGUGUUCCUCUAAGCUCUGAUGCUUUUGCAUAUUCAGAAUGGUAAAUACCAGGGGAGGAACUAAAUGCCCAAUCCUAAAACUUUGUUUGACUAAAGCAAUUAUAUGUUUCUGGUUUCUAAGUGCUCACUAGAAAGUGAAUUUUCUCACAUCCAUCUCCCAAAUCAUCAAAAAUUCUUACCUUUAAGUCCUUUAAAGCCUUAGUGUGUCUCCCGUUGAUGUGAUCACUCUCCUUCCUCUCUGAGUUAUAAAAAGGGAGGCAAAACCUUUUGCUGAACCCUUCCCAAAUGUUCUUUGAGCUUUACAGUAGUUAGUGGUGAACUGUUACACUUGAAGAAACUGCCUUCGCCUGUCUGCGUGCAGGCUCAGAGCUUGUCCAUAAAUUUUACCCUACAUUUUUACAUGAACCUCUAAAUACUGCAGGUAGCUUUUUUUAAUUUGAGCAUUUAGUUAUACCCACUCCAUCCCCAACUGUGUAAUGUGCUUUUAUUUUUGUUCUCAUUCCUGGAGAUAAUUAAUAGCCUUGGUUCCCUCUUUCCCUAUGCUUUUGCUAACUGCAGCAGCCAAUAAGUCAUGUAGGAAAAAAAGAUACAUAGUUGGCUGUAUUUUUUCCAGGCAGUUGUUUUCCUCUAUGUCUCUGUGGUAUGCUUCAGCGUUAACUAUUCCCCUUGCUAAAGGCAUCCUGUUCUGCACCAGUCACAUGCCUGUGCAGCCAUUGCGUGAACGAUGGGAGUUUGGGAGAUGUUAACUGCAGAUUGAGGCAGGUUCUUGUCAUGUUUUUGGUCAUGUGGCAGCAAAAUGGUGGUUAUUCAGCCAUACAGUGAUUCCAGCUCAUCCCCUCUGUGCUCAUUCUCAUGUUGAGACAGGUUGCACAAAUCAGUUACCGGGGGAAGAUUUGAUUGUGAACUUACUGUAAGCUGGUUGCUUGCUGGUAUCAGUAUGCAAUGUCUUGCUUGUAGUCACUGUAUAACAGCUUCCCCAGGGAGGAAUGUGAUUGCAUCUGCUGAACUUAGACUCCUGCUUCUCACCACAGCUGGCCAUUGUGGCUGGAUUCUUUGUUAUGUGCAACCUCAAUUUUGUUUCAUUUUUGUUUCCUUGAAUGCAGAAAUAGGCUGUAGCCUGCAAGUGCAUAUCUUAAGCUAUACAUUGCCAGGAUUUCAUCCUUCCCAGGACAUUUAAAUUAGCUGCAGAAUAACUGGAGUCGCCUUUCUGUGUGUGUAACUGCAAGUCACUUCCAUGUCAGUUUGGGCAUCAACCCAAGGGAGUGGUGUGAGAUAGUAAAUCCAGGUAUGUGGGAUGAGCAUGUUGGGGGUGUCAGGAAGGGCUGUCACAUCCCUAUGCCCCCCCCCCGAUUAUGUUGCCACUCUGCCUGAGCCUCAGUGUGGCACUGCGAGGACUCUACCGUGGAGGAGGCAAGUGCCCCAACCUGUUCAAGCUCCUGUUGCAGCAGUGAGUGGCAAUCCUGGGAGCCACCAGGACAAAGGACGAUCAGGGACUGUCCAUGGGACCCAGGUUGAGGUGGCAGCAAAGGGAAGGUGCUCCAGCUGCCCUCCAAAUAUGUUAGAGGUGAGAAUGGGCUGGAGGAGGAGCUGGCCUGUACCUUCACAAGAGAUUCCCCCUCAUCCACAGCUUUUUGGGGGCACCUCUGCCAACACCCCUGCUGCUGUUGACCAGGACAAAAAGCAGGAGGCAAGUGAUCCUGAAAUCCAGCAUUACGUCAACCUGGUGAACUAAGAGCAGCCACAAAGACCCAGGAGGCCCUGAGUCACAGAAACCUGAGCUAGGCAAGGGAUUGCUUCCCACAUGUAUUGUAUAUCACAAUAUCACUACACAGGGAAGACAAAAACAACUCUCUUCUGGGUACUGCAAGAGCCCAACUGUUUUAACCUUCCUUGGCUGUCUUGUGGGAUUUUCACUCUUGCCUGGUACUCAAGAAAAGCAUCUGCUCCAGAAAGCAUACAGACUUUUAUGUCCUUCGGAGUUGAAUGUGCCAACAUGCAGUCAGCUGUAAGCUUACUGCAUCCCUUGUGCUCUCUAACGUUUGCUGCUUACACCAGCACAGCCAUCCUUCAGCUCUAUCUUAGCUUUGAACUAAGAAGCGAUAGGUUUCUCCUAGCUAUCUUGUAGAAAGAGGAGAUGCUGGAGUAAUCCAACAAACAUAUUCAUGGAUGUUGUCAGGUUUUAGCUGUGCAAGGAUUGUGGGACCUGUUGGUCAAGGCAUGUUACAGAUAUUUGUUUGAAAAACAGCCUAAAACUGCCCUGCUGUCCUGUUUGUUUUGCAGUGUGUUUUUUGUGCUGGUAGGUGGAUAUCCCAAAGAAAACCCACAAUCCUGAAUGGAAGUGCCCACCUAGUGCUCUUGGCAGCAGCAGAAGCAAACCACAGUUUAAUCUGUUGCUUUUCUGAACAAACUUCCUAUCUACUCUUAGGAGACAGCCUCUAAAGUAGCAAUAACCUCCAGAAGUGUGCUUAUUCCUUUUUAGAUGAUCCACAGUCUCAAGGUCUCAACAGCAGGUGCAGUUCCUGAAAAUUUACUGUUUCCAACUGACCCAAGAAUGGGAAAGGACUGCAAUUCCACGCCUGGUGAAGAAAUGGUCGUUUUUGCUGGCUCAUCUCUAAAGGAGCAACAGGAGCUCAGGUUCAAAAGAUGAGAUGUCCAAAGUAUUUCUACAAGCCCCCGAAAAGGGACAGAAAGUUAGAGGAACGGGCUCUUGAAACACAAGCAAGAGGUAAGAGUGAAGGCUGAACCACAGCUUGGACUUCACAGGCCCUUCUGGAGAGCAUGACGGUUCUCUGAGGGAGGACUGGGCUGCCGCCCAUGUUGUCUGUCUCUAAACUUCCUUCUGAGAGAUGCUCCUAAACGCUCUGCAACAGAGAUAUGCUGUCUUUUUACCCCUUCUGUACUGCAGGAUCAGAAAGAGAAAAGCCUGAACUGAGAGAUCCCCUUAACUUCCUCACCAUCCUAAGGAUCUUGACAAUGUGAAGUACAGAGAACACAGUUGAUCCCCCUCCAUAUUGCUACUUUACACUCAAUGUUCACAUAUUACAGUGACACAUAAAGCAUUAAUUUGUCUGUGCGCUGCUCUUUGCUUUUAGGCUCUCAUGAAUUUUAACUUCGCAUAGUGAAGCAGUUAGUAUUUUUUUAAUUACUCACAAGCGGUGCAUUUCCCUUUUAAAAUACAGGAAAAUCACAGAAAAAUACUCACUAAAUUGCCCAUGCUUGUUUUCAAAACCUAUGAGGUGCACUGGAAUAACACCCGGGGCAAGUUUGCCACUGCAGCCUUUGAGCAUUGAAGUGAGUACAGUAAAUGCAGUGAAAGCCUUGCUCACACAUGGGGCUCUUUGUCCAAGCUGAGACCCUGCUGCCCUUGAGCUGUCGCAGUAUGCCCUACAGCUGUCCUCUCUGGUUGUUCGAGACCUGUGCCAUCCUCCUCUUUGCCACACUGGGGAAGCCGAAGGUGCUGUGCAAAAGAGGACAAGCAAGGGGGUAAGAACUGAAUAUUUUUCACCUGCCCCAGCCCAAAUGCCAGGCUUCUCUAGUCUUUCAGUCUUCCAGGAGCACGUUUAGCUGUCAUUCUUGCAAAUACUCAGGGCUCAGUAGAGGAGAUCUUUUCUCCUGUCCAUCUCACCAAUGAAAGUCUUGGCAAACUGAGCAGUCCAGGUGAGCUACAUGACAGAACACCAUGGGGCAAAAUAAUACCAGUUUCAGAAAAUGUGACUCCCAGGGAAGUUUGGGCUUGAGGUAGCAGGAGCACAUGGUUUUCUAAAUUCAUUCCCAGAGGGGCUUCACUUCAACAUUCCACCAAAGGUUUCCCAGCUUUCUAGCCAAGCAGCUCAUUUUCUAAAACAAGGCAAAUCAUCAGUUUUGUGCUAGCAAUGCUUGGAGUUACCUUUUACCAGUGAAGGAGUCCUCUUCUUCUCAUUUGAGUUUUGUAUAAAUGCAGAAACUACUGUGAAAUAAGAGUUGUAAUAUAAAGAAAGGGGAGAUCAGAACAUAGUGAUCCUCUGGAUAUAGUUUGAUGCAAUUUUGAGCUGCUUGUAGAAGAUUGGCUGAAAGGUAAAUUGAUUAGGGCAAAAAAAAUUGUGCUGUUAAACUAUGUUAGUGAUUCUUCAGUAUAUGGUUUGGAAUAGCUUUUUCAUGACCUCAGACAUCUAGGAAGAUGCAUGUAUUUUUGGUGUCAGAACAAAGGUGCGACUAGCCAGCAGCUCUUGUAUUUGCAAAGCCAGCAUCCUGCCAUAAAUCGCGUCUCAGUCCAUUAACUGCAGACCCCCCAAGCUAGUGGUGGCCUCUCUGAUUUUUCCCUUCUUGUGUCUGUGUGGCACUGUGGGUACAUGUGAUAAAUGCCGUGGCAGGUAUGUGUUGGAGGGCUGUCCUUCGGGAGCCUUUGGCUCUUGGUGUAAUACUUGAUCGCCAGCUGUUGUAAAGGAUGCUGCGGCAUUUUGUGCAGCAGAAAAACUGAUUCUUCAUUCCUGGUUGGAUUUCCAGUUAGGAGAUUGUUUUCUGCCAAGCUAAACUCCCCCUGCAUUUUCAGCUGUAUGUUGCUCCCUUUCCAUUCCAGCAGAGUGUUAUGCUUGACAGCUGCUGUGUUUGAUCCCAGAAGCUGUGGUUGGUAGCAAGCAAAGUGAUCUCCAUAUAACCUCUAUCUUACUCAUGAAUGUGCAUUAUGAAGCUUAACUGAUGGUAGUAAAAUGUUUUGCCUUCAACGUGCCGUCCCUGUGGUCCAAUGUUCCCGUUUUCAGGAACCAUUAUUACAGAAGUGCAGUGUAUUAGAAUUAUUCUGCUGCCCUCUAGUUUCUCAGGAAUGUUGGGUGCAGGCAUCAACAUCUAGCAAUGCAUGUGAAUAUCCUGGUAGGACUAGGUAGCACUGAGCAGGCAUAAAGUGGUAUUUUAUUCUUUUGGCCUCAGAAAAUUGCCAGUGCUCCAAACUGCGUUGUUCUUUGGCAAAGACUGCUAUCCUCGUGGCCAAGACGCAGGCACUGACACAGGUGGACAUGCUAAGGUGCUUGAUAUCUCUCUUGGUUGUAACCCACUCUGGCAGGUUCAAGUCUGACUGGAAUAGUCUCACAGCACAAUGUUUUUAUGUUUUAUAAUAUUUUUUAUAAUAAUUUUUAAAUUUUCAACUCUAUACAAAAAAGGUGGGUUUAUACCAUCCUGCACAAUGGAUAUUUUUGUGCAGGAAAAAAAAAAGUUUUGUUCCCUAAACCGAAAGCAUGAAUUUCCAACUCUCAUUUUUGUACUGUGGGUUGUGUUAAACCUACAGCUGAUGUUUUUUUGAGUAGCUCACAGUUUCCCAUGCAUGAAGCUUGUAGAGCACAGUUCCCAAGCAUGAAUAUCUACAAAAAAUAGAUGAUUAUUUCUUCCUGGAAUUGGUCUUCCACUAUAGGAUCUGGUUUUCUGUUGUGAAAAUUUGCAUAUAAUUAGAAAUGGUCAUGUGUUUGCAUUAUGCCUAUGAUACUGUGCAAUCUUGGAUUGCUUUUGACUCUGUGGUACGCUGUGUCUGCGAAUCCCUUUAUUCACCCCUGAAAGUCUGCACUUAAUUGUAGCAUACAGAUACCUGCAGGCCUUGAUGCAGCAAAAGCCUCUGCACCCAAAAAUAAAAUGUUGCUUCUAAUAAACUUUCAAAUUAGUCUUGUUUUUGGAGACUGGAGAAGUUGCCAAGAUUAUUCACCUGAAAAUCUGGUGCACUGGCUAAACCACGAUUUCACUCAUUUCUUAAAAACCAGCUCUGAGCAAAGCUCGAGCUGAAGGUAAGACCAUGAGCUAACACACUCUCCUGUAAGAAAGGAACAUUGAAUAAAAAGACCUGGGAAAUGAGCAGUUUUGGUAUUGCAGAUUCUCAGUACGUACCCUGUUUGGGUUUGGUCUCAAUUUUGAGGUCAGUGUUACCAGCAAUGUUCUCCAAGUGUCUACAGAUAUAAGAAGUUAUGACAUGGUAGUAUAUGAUCACACAGUCUUGCAAGAUCUACAUAUUGUAUUUGAUAACAACAGUGAUGGAAAAUGCUGCCUUGCCCAAAGAGAGGCAUAACAAUUGCUUUUCAUACUGGAAGACUCCAGCAUCAUUUACCUUAAAGCAAUACUGUGAAAAUGUGGACACUUUUCCCCUAGAGAAUUUUGGGUGGGAGAGAGGGAUGGAUGUAGAGCAGGCCGGCUUUUAUUUUCAAUCGCUGCUGCCUUAAGCUGCUCAGAGGGUUGAAAUUAAAAAUGUAGAGCUACGAAUGUGAACUUGCUGCUUUAAAGAGAGGGGCUUCUUCACUGCAGGGGCCAGGCAGCAUCUUGGGCUCCCUUCCUCUGCCUUCCGGGGCCUUUCCCAGCCGUUGCUUUCCGCUUCUGCACCUGCAAAGCCAGGUCUGCAUCUCAGCUCUUGGCUGUGUGGCCUGGCUCUUUGCUUGUUUAAAUACAGGUCAUUGGAUAUAAGUGACCUAUUUUGUAGGUCGCUUAUUGCCCUUUGUAAUCUUUUACCCAUGGUAUUUGCGUUGUCUGGUUCUGGAAAACCCUCUUCCUAGUGUCUGUUCUUUAAUUAGGUAUGUGAAAACAUUGACAGCUUUAACUGAAAUGUACCGCUACAAACGCAAGGCACCUUUCAAAUCGUUGUGCUUAACCUCAAAGUGAUUUACAAAAUGUGCAAAGUGCUGCCAAACACAAACAGUGGACUCUGACGGUAAACUCCAGCAAGCGAAUACUUUUGUUUUUAAAGGAGCUUUCUCCUUAAAAAGAUUCUCAUUGGGAUCACAUGCCCCAGAUGUUGGGCAGCCAGAUGUUUCCUUGGCAAUCACUCGGGGUGGUUGAUCACAAGGUGUGUUGUGUUGUGAGGGCCUGGGAUGUCAUUCGGAAUAUUCAGUGACCGUUUUCUUGGUGCCCAGUAAAACAUUUUGAGGACUGAAAGUCCAGCUCCCCACCCACCCACACACCCUUUUUGGGUUUUUUGUCCCUUUAUUUGAAGAAAAACGUCUCAUUGCUGAACUGGGAUGAGCUCCCAAAAUCAGGGGAUGAAAGGCUGUAAAAAUCUAAAGCACAUCAUAACUGCUCAUCUCCCUCAAGGUAACCCUGGCUAGGGCUUCUGUCAGACUCAGCUGGUUCAGGGGUGCGGUUGGUUAUGUUACGAUUCACUCGUGCAGCUUCACUGGCCCGAAGGAUGGUGCAGGACCUAGCAGAGACGCUGGCCCCGCUCUGAGCAAGACGAGAGACUCCCAGAAGCCCCUUCUCACUUAAAGCCUUUUGUGAUUCUUACAUGCCCAUGUAAAGGAUGAGCAACACAACAUUUAUGCUCAGCUUUCUUGCUUCUUCCAUGGCUUCCUCUCUUCUCUGGCUUUGUUUUCCCAACUUUGCAGGUUCUUGAUGUUUCUGUGCCCUGAUACUCCAGCUGCCCACUCCUGAUCUCCCUGAACUGAACCACCUGGUCCUGCAGCGCCUGCCUGAGAUGGCUUUCAGGUCAGCGUGAUCGUUUGCAGGGACCAAAAAAGCAGACAUCAGCAACUGGAAGAGACCAUGUGGCCGUACCAAGUGCAGCUCACGUGUUCUUUUUUUAAAUAAAGGCGUAUCUGACAUCUGGAGGCGGAAAUCCACAUUUUUCAGCCUUCUUUCAGAACGCAGCAGCGAUAGACAGUGUCUGAGCACAGACGGAUAUACCAAGAGUCCUUUUGGUGGCUGGUGCUCAGCUUUGUCUUCAUGUAGCUUCAUGCCUUACCAUAUGUAGCUUGUUAUUCAUUCUCUCAUAGCUGGGUAGUACCCAGUGCUAGACAUGUUAAGGCGAUACCUGCUAAUCCAAAGUCCUUCUUUGGCAUGUUUGCCUUUAUAGAAAUGAAGAUCCGACAUUAGAACCAUCAUGUUCAGUAGACUCUUUUCAUCGUCUUGUUAGUGUAUGAAAUGUCCUUUUGCUCAUAGGGUGGUUAAGAAAAAGAAAACAGCUUAAUGCAUAGUCAGAAAGCUUAAAAAAACAACAAAAACCCACAAAUAAGUAAGUAAAUAGGCUAAGUGUAAGAUAGCGUGUAAAAGGAGGCAGUCGGCAGCACGACUCCUCCCUAAACUACAUGAACAAGCAGCAGUGCAGCUUGCCAUGACGCUGGGCAGGCUCACCAGGCUUGCUUUUGCUAGACUGGGAGUAUCACAGUAGCAAAGACUUGUAACUGUCCUGAGAGACAUUUGUUUUUCUCAUAGGCCACGUCCCUUUACUUUCCCAACUGGUUUGUGUUAAUGGCAUUAAUGGAACUGUCCUUUAGUGUAGCCGAAACGGUGUCGAGGUGUUUGCUUGUCCGUGUCCCUGAGCUGAGCAGCAGUGGCGUGCACCGCUCUGCAGUGGUGUGAUUUGAAGCCCUUUUGGUGUGGCAUGUGCAGUCGUGGUGCUGUAUGUUUUUGAUUUCGUCCCUACCUACCAUACACGAUCUCCCCACAUUUUGGACGCUGAACCAACCCAACUUUAAAACUAGCACUUUAAGUACUAGUAGUCACUUUGCUCCUGACUAUAUUGAGCACUGCACUUUUGUAAGUACUAUUAGCACUGAGUUUGGAACCAUUUGUUUCUCCCAGUCUGUGCAGCCUCUGAUGCGCGGCAUUAAUGAUGUAGGGGCUGUCAGAAGAUCAUUUUGAGGUGUAUGUGACCACUGUCUGGUGCCUAAUUUCCAUUACAUAUGCGUUAGCGAUUUUAUGAAUUAGGGGAAUAAACCUAUCAGAACUCAUUUUAAAUAACAGAACAAACGUCUGAAUCACUGAUGUCUGAGCAGACAUGGUUGUUCGGAACUUGGAGGUCACCCAGAGAACUGAGAGCAUGGUUUUUAAAACACCAAAGAUACAGGAGGAGUUGCACAGGGGGUCGGGAGGGUGCAAGAUUGUAUAUUUUACACUUCGAAUUGCACAGACCACAGGAUGUGACAAAGCUCGAGCGAGAAGCACGUGGCAGGUACUCUCGAUUUUGGCAUGAGAACUCGGCCUUCAUUAUCAGGAUGGGUCAAUAAGAAGCAAAGUUAAAACCACUCUUUGAUGCUGGUGUCGGUAAAGACUGCGCUCAAGCCAUUGCAAUAAAAGCCAUCACUGUGCCUGUACUGAAAGUGCUGUUGAGAUGGUGUGUGGGCUUAAACUACAACAGGUGGUUUUAAACAAAAUACUUGCAGAUGAUUUAGAAGACGGAGCAUAAUGACUGUUGGGUUUGCUGUUGAAUCGCAAAAGCCGUGGUAGGAGUUCAUCAGGUUUUGCAUUAGGAAGCAAUUUUGGCAUGCAUUGCUGUUCUUGUUAAAUCUGUGCAACAACAAGGUAUGGAUGCUUUGCAGCCUGAGCUCCCUCACCAGCAAGAAACUGAUGGGAUAGAGUUUGUCCCAAACAGCAGAUGUAGCUGUGAUCCUCGGGGGUUCGAAAUUGGGCGAUGAUCUGUCAUGUAGACUAUCCCAGGUUUGGUAUCCCAAACUGUAAAUUUGCAAACCACUGAUGGUGUUUUGCUUCUUUCCAAACCCUGAUGGGUUUUGUGUAGCAUUGGAGUUGUUGCGAGGGUGCUGCAUGUCCUUUCCAUGAGGAGAUCCACAUUUCAGACUCCUCUUCAUCCUGGUUUACUAUAGUCUAUUGAAGCCUUUUCUGGCAAUACCCCUUGAUGGCUGUUUCUGCCUUGAUGUGAUGGAUAAGGGCCGCUGUUUGUAGCAGUCAGUUGCAGGAUCAGUGUGAACUGAGAAAAGCAAAUUGGAUCUUGGCCUUCACUGUUAGCAAGUGGAUGUGGUGGAAAUAACCUUUAGAGAGAAAAGUAGGAAUAUUGUUUUUGCUUCUUUCAGCAGAUGAACAAUUUUUUCCUGACCAACUCCAGUUUGGGGAGAUGUUUUUGCUUGGGUUCAGUUUAAGCUUUUUUCUUCAAUGGACCUUUAUAGGUUUGGAUAUUCAGUCAGAAGUGGAAGUGAUUAAAAAAAACCAAACCCUGAGCAGCCUGAAGUGUUAAGCUCAUAUAUUCUAUAUCAUUUGAUUUUUAAAGUGAUAAUGCAAAAUAGAAUCCAGAUUUUUUUUUUUUUUUUACAGCCAAAUUAACUCUGCAAAUACAGCUUUAAAGAAAUAUUAUCUGGCAACAUUGCUACAUCUUAGCCCUCAAAUUAUAGCGGACGCAGGGACAGCCUUUCCAGAAAGUAACUUUGUGACUUAGAGCUUAGAUCCUGCUCACUUUUGCUAAGAUGUAGGCUUAUACUUUUGAAAAUUCAGCCCGUGCUGUAACCCCACAGUGAGCUAAACGGUCUCGUUUAGUCUUUGGAAAUGAAGCUUGUGAGGAAGGGGAAGAGACACCAGGUCUUCCCCCCCCCCCCCCCCCAUGGGUGUAGUUUUCUGCCCCUUCAAGUUGGCAUCUUGUCCUCUGGAAACUAAAAGUAAGUGUUUUCCACUGCACGACACAACAUGAGGCCCAAAUGUAACCUAGAGCACAGCAUCUCUUUCUUUGGAAGAACCUUUUAAGAGGAAAAAAGUUAUUUUAGGGAUUUUUAGUUGUUUGGUUUUAAGGUAGUUCAUGGAAAAUGCAUUGUAACAGCACACAGACAAUGUUUUACUGACCUUUUCUUUUUAGGAGACUUUUUAAUUUCCUUCUGUAGUUUAGAGUUCUUUUUGGAAAGUAUUUCAGACACAUACAGAUGACCUUGAAAUGAGUCAAGUUUAUCAAAAAAAUUGCGCAUUGCAGGAAGCUGUCUCAAAACGCACACAUACCCAUGCACCCAUCUGUGUGUAUGUGUGUGUAUACAUACAUAUAUAUAUAUUUUUUUCCCCGGCUGUUCUAUUUUUGAUUUUUUUUUCAGGAUAUUAACCAAAAGGUGUUUUAAAGUCAUGGCAUGAAAAAUCCUAAAUGUAAAUCUGAGUACAUUGUGAUGCUGAUUAACAGGUUUUCUGAAACUUAUGUGAUGCUUAAUAUUUUCCUUGGGAAGUUUUGUUUCAUGUUAGAUCAUUGUUCUGAGGGAUGUCGGUCCUACUGGCAUUAAAAUAACGGAAAUAAAAUGCAUGUGUUACCAGUGUAGAAACGGUGAAGAAUUAAGUGUGAACUUUACUGUACGAUACUGAAUCUGUUCUCAAACAAGCUGUUUUGCUGUUCAAUAGUCGACAUAUAAAAAUGCAAAUGUACUGUAACUUAGCACUUUCCCAAUGGACCCUGUUCUCACUAUGCCAGAGGUAAGAGGCAGGUUUGGCUGGGGGCGUCUGAGAGGCGGUUUCUCUGGGCACCUUGGUGCCAUCCCCACUUGCAUUAGCACAUCGGGAAGAGGAGGAAGCUCUGAAUCCUUCUGGCAUAUCUUGUUACUGGAACUGGCCAGAAGGAAGCGCAAAUUUUGGAAUCUCUUUAAAAAGAGAUUUUCCUAUCAGCUCAGCGUGGGGCAGAGGCUAGCUGGCACGGUUCGACUGGGAUGUGCCAGCAGUUGGGAUUUCGGGGAUGCUGGUGCCCAGGGAGCUGGCAGCAGCAGAGAUUUUGGGAGUGGGUGCCCAGCACUGCCACCGCCUCCCUCCUGCCCGAAUCCCAAGCGAGGGACGUGGCCAUUUCUAGUGUUAACAGGGUGCAAAGUGUUACUUGUCCUGUACUGUACUGAAAGGGUGAAUUGAUCAGUGACUGUAUUGUACUGUAUGAAAACUCAUAAAUUGCCUUGUAUUGUUUAUAACGGACUGUCCGGACUGUCCCGUGUCCCUACGCCCCACCCCCAGGUUUUUCGGUGAUGCGUGUUAUCAGUUAGGUCCCACAACUCAGUGGUGCUAAUUCUCCCAUAUCUGAUGGUGCUCCUGUGGACACUAACUGAGGACAUGCUCAUCGCAGCUUGAAGUCUAUGUGUCUUUCCCAUCCGUUUGUACGACGUAAGACACACACACACACGCAGCGAUAAACUUGAAUUUGUUUCAAAGUACCAUUGACAAUCUGAUAUUUUCUAUGUGUGCUUUUAUUUGGCUUUUCCAGAAAGCAGCUUUGUGGGUGCCUGUUUUUGCUGGGAGGCAAUUUCAUCCCACCUGCUUUGCAGAUUCGGUCAGGGGAGGUUAAUCCAAUAGGAGCCAGCGGGGACGAGGAGGUCUCAUGGAGGGGUUGCCUUUUUGGGGAGACUAGAGCUGAAAGUGUUUGGAAUUAGCCCCAGUGCUGCUGUCCCCCGCCCCAGGGACGAGGGUGAACAUCGCACAUCUUGGCUGGCAGAGGAGGUCCCACCUGAUGCCACAGUUUUGUGGCCUGUCGGAUGAAGGGAGCAAACAUCUCCUCCUCCCCACAUCCCUGCACGAGCUGCUUUUUGGACAAGAGAAAAUCCCAAUAUGUUUUAUAUCUACUUGAAAACCGAGUCUGGUAUUUACCCCUGUUACCAACUGGAUUUGCAUAUUGUUGUUUGCCACAAUAUUUGUUCUGUCUUAAAAUAAAUUUGCUUACUUGUGUAGUCUUAA